GUUGCCUCCCUCCAUUAAAUGCCGACGCUUGCGGACCCAGUGACUGGCAGGGCCGGGAGGUGUGGCUGGGCCGGCGGCUCCCGCACCUGAAUGCACGUUACGGCCCUGUCACUCACUGCAGGUGUGACCUUGGCAGGAUGGAGCCAGGUGAGGAGCUGGAGGAGGAGGACUCCCCAGGCGGCCGCGAGGAUGGCUUCACUGCUGAGCACCUGGCCGCGGAGGCCAUGGCAGCUGACAUGGACCCCUGGUUGGUGUUUGAUGCCCGCACUACACCUGCCUCGGAGCUGGAUGCCUGGUUGGCCAAGUACCCGCCAUCCCAAGUUACCCGCUAUGGCGACCCCGGCUCGCCCAACUCGGAGCCCGUGGGCUGGAUUGCAGCAUAUGGGCAGGGCUAUAUCCCCAACUCGGGCGACGUGCAGGGCCUGCAGGCAGCUUGGGAAGCUCUGCAGACCAGCGGGCGGCCUGUCACACCGGGUACCCUGCGCCAGCUGGCCAUCACCCACCACGUGCUCUCGGGCAAGUGGCUGAUGCACCUGACACCUGGCUUCAAGCUGGACCACGCCUGGGCUGGCAUUGCUCGGGCCGUGGUUGAGGGCCGGCUGCAGGUGGCCAAGGUGAGCCCACGGGCCAGGGAGGGUGGGCGCCAGGUCAUCUGUGUUUACACAGAUGACUUCACGGACCGCUUGGGUGUACUGGAGGCCGAUGCAGCCAUCCGUGCAGCGGGCAUUAAGUGCCUGCUCACCUACAAGCCUGACGUCUACACCUACCUGGGCAUCUACCGGGCCAACCGCUGGCACCUCUGCCCCACGCUCUAUGAGAGCCGUUUCCAGCUAGGGGGCAGUGCCCGCGGCUCUCGUGUGCUGGACCGUGCCAACAAUGUGGAACUGACCUAGUGGGGCCAAGUGAGGGAGACCACUCUCUGCCCUUCCUGCCAGGGAUGGAUCCUCCCGUCUUCCUUGUCCCAAGGAGGCCAAGUCCCCCACCUUUGGGGCCCAGGUCACUCGGGAACUGCCUGCAUCUUCAAUCCCCUUGAACUUCUGCCCUCUGUUCAGGGCUGACUCAAGUCCCCACCGGCUGGAGGCGCUGGCUCCCUGAGGGCCGGACCCUCAGCCUCUGUCUUCGCUGCUGCUCCCCUCUGCCAUCCAGGACCACAGGCUGGGUGCAGACAGCCAGGAGGAGAGCCUCCCUUGGCCGCCCUCAUCCCUGGCUGUACCUCCCCCCUUCUGCAUCCUCCCCUUCUCUUCCUCCCUCACAAGAGAGAAAACUUAGUGCUUCCAGUCCCUCUGCUUGGAGCCUUCGCAGUCCAGGGGCAGAGGCCCUGCGGGCCUGAGCAUGCCAUUUUCCUGAGGGCAUGAUUGUGCUCACUCAGCCCCUGGCAAAGAGAGAGGAUGCCAGGGCCAUGGACAUGGGGCCUGUCCCUCCCUGCCCCCUCACAGCCUGAACCACCUUCCUCCCUUCCUUCACUCCCUUGUCAUGUGCCUGUUCCUGGCAUUUCAAUAAAACCCAGCUUGGGUCUGUGUCUUGAGUGUUUUUUAAA
Messenger RNA from Equus quagga, 1537 nucleotides. It is a transcript of the gene C17H11orf68, whose product is annotated as chromosome 17 C11orf68 homolog. The record is from RefSeq and is a predicted model, not a curated record. The transcript is spliced from 2 exons. NCBI's taxonomy places the organism in Eukaryota, Metazoa, Chordata, Mammalia, Perissodactyla, Equidae. The coding region runs from base 138 to 893 and encodes 251 amino acids.